This is a messenger RNA of Erinaceus europaeus (western European hedgehog), 3419 nucleotides long. It is a transcript of the gene WDR49, whose product is annotated as WD repeat domain 49. The transcript is spliced from 19 exons. Lineage: Eukaryota; Metazoa; Chordata; Mammalia; Eulipotyphla; Erinaceidae. Gene Ontology annotation, molecular function: calcium ion binding; protein binding. The record is from RefSeq and is a predicted model, not a curated record. The coding region runs from base 70 to 3261 and encodes 1063 amino acids.
GAUACCUGUUGAUGGAAAACCACAAAGUGUAGGAAUAGCUCCAGCCUGCUGAAAAGAGGUGAAGCCAUUAUGAGGAGGUGGAGUACAGCACUGGCAACAAACAUGGGGUCCCAGCCUGGACCCAAGAAUCCCAAGAGGAAAGAAAGUGAAAAUGCAGAUAAAGACCCAGGGGCCCGUCUGCUGGAGAACCAGCUCAGUGUGGACGACUUUGUCAGAAUUCAGAAGGUCUUUGAGCCUCCAGAGUCACAGAAAAGCAUUUGCAUGUCCAGAGAAGAAUUUGCCCAGAGGAUGAUAGAGAUUGUUGGUUGGGGCACAACAGAGGAAUACAGGGAGCUCUUUGACAAAGUGGAUGUGGCCCAUGAUGGUGUCAUUACCUGGGACAAGCUGACCACCUUCAUGCUAUUAGUACUUUCUGAGAGAGAUGAACAGACAAGAGCAACAGUGGUUCCCCAGUGGGAUGACUUUGAGCUCCUUCCAGCGAAGCACAAGGACACUGUUCAAAAAGUCACAUUCCUAAAAAGCUCCAGCCGGUAUCUGACCAUCAGCAAGGAAGGCUUGUUGGGCAUCUGGGGAGAGAAUCUCAAGCUGCAAGAAACACUCCCUAUCACUUCAGAUGCCACCAAACUAAAACACCUGUGGGUGACCAGCAUGGUGUCUCUGGAAAAUGUAAAUAAGAUAGCUGUGGCCUUUACAAGCAAAGAGAUUUGCUUCUAUGAUCUGCUGUCCAAAGAAGAAUUUCCUUGUCAAUAUAAACUCCAAGGCCUGAAAGGAACACCAGUUUGUAUGGAUUAUUGGUAUGACCCUCUUGAUGCCAAUGAGUCCAUUCUGUCUUUUGGAGACAUCACUGGGAAGGUUCAAGCCAUUGUUUUCACAGCUGCCUUGAUUUCCCUCUUUGAGCGUCCUGUUGUCAAUACCUGUGGAGAUGAAGAGGCAACUGUUUCUAUUAACUGGAUGGAAGUGCUUGCUGGGCAUCACAGGUGCUGCUAUACAUUAGAGCACAGGCUUCACCAUGGAGACUGGGUGAGGCAAGUUACCUACAAUGCAUCUUUAGAUGCUAUUAUUUCCAGUACAACCAACAACACAAGUUCUCUGGUGCUGGCUUGGAGAGAGAAAUCUAAAAAGCAUCUUCAAAUGACAUCCAUCAACAUUGCCCAGGGCAUUCAUGCUUUUGAUUACCACUCUCGGCUUAAUUUAAUUGCGACAGCUGGCAUAAACAAUAAAAUUUGCCUUUGGAACCCCUACGUCGUUUCGAAGCCAGUGGGUGUCCUUUGGGGUCACUCCUCUAGUGUCAUAGCUGUCCAGUUCUUUGCAGCAAGGAAACAGCUCUUCAGCUUCUCCAGAGACAAAGUGUUGAGACUCUGGGAUAUUCAACACCAGCUGCCCAUCCAGAGGAUAGCUUGUUCUUUCCCUAGAAGCCAGGACUUCCGGUGCCUCUUUCACUUUGAUGAGGCCCACGGCCGGCUGUUCAUCUCCUUUAAUCACCAGCUGGCAUUGUUGGCCAUGAAGCGGGAAGGUAGUACAAGGGUGAGGAGCCACCAGCAAGCUGUCACCUGUGUCCUGUACAAUUCAGUCCUGAAACAGGUGAUCAGCUCUGAUGUGGGAUCCACAGUCUCCUUCUGGAUGGUGGACACCGGGCAGAAAAUCAAACAGUUUACUGGUUGCCAUAGCAAUGCAGAAAUCAGCACAAUGGCCCUUGAUGAAAAGGAGAGCAGGCUUUUGACUGGCAGCACAGAUGGGACUGUGAAGGUUUGGGACUUUAAUGGAUGCUGCCACCACACCUUACAUGUUGGGCCAAAAGGAACUAUGGCAAUUUCACAGAUCCUGGUCCUGAAGAAGACAAUCCUGGUUAUAGGCUGGAAACGGUAUGCAUACUUCCAACAAAACCAUGGAUCUUUCAAGCCCAUUAACAGGGCCAUUACAGUGUUUCGACUUCAGAACUUCAAUGAAUCUCUCAUCCAGCCCGAAGAAUGGAGAGGAGGAACUCAGCACCAUGAUGACAUCUUGUGUGCUGCCUUUUUACCUCCACACACUCUUGUUACAGGGAGCUACGAUGGAGAAAUUAUCCUGUGGAAUAACAUCACAGAGACUGCUCAGUAUGUCUUUCAUCCUGAUUACCAGAGGCUGCUGAAGUCCAAAUCAGAUACAGAGGCUCACACUCUUUUCAGUGCUGGGAGUAAGUUUCUCACUAGCCCUAUGCCUGAUAAAGCCAUCCUGGAAGCCUGCUCCUUGAACAUGAGCACCAAACGCAACAAUGCAGUUAUGCGGCUUUGCUUCCUUGAUUCAAGAAAAGACAUUGCAGUGACAGGUGGUGCUAACCUGGUGUCAUGUGGCGGAGCUGGUUUUGUCCGGUUCUGGAGUACAUUUACCAAGCAACUUCUGGCUGAGUUUUCAGCUCACAGUGGAUCUGGAUCUAUUAUCAUGUCUGCAGAUAAGGCGAAUCGUUUCCUUGCCACAGGAGAUGCAGAUGGAUGGUUGAAAGUCUGGAAUAUAGAAGAGUACUGUCUUAAUCCCAGCAAGAGCAAACUCACUCAGGUCCCAGCACUGGUAAGGUCACUGCAGGUGCAUGAAGACCAGAUAAGUUCCUUGGAGUUGUGUGAGCUGGGCGGGCUGGUGCUGGUGGUGUCUGCCUCCACCGACUGCAGCAUCUGUGUGACUGACCUUGGCCACGGUCCCAUCUGCAUAUUUGGGCAGGGAAAGCUUUGGCAAAUUGAGGCCUUCUUUUCCUUUCCCAAAAGAGAUGCUAAUUUAAUGGAAGUUAAGAUCGAAGAGGAAGGGGUAUUAAACAUUCCUUCACUCCCUAAGGAAGAGUCAUGUCUGGACCCAAUGGAACAUUCUUUACUUGAGAAGGAGAAUCCAGAUGUCUCUGCAUCCAGCAUCAGACCACCAGAAGUCAUAAGUUUUGGUAUAAAAUAUAAAGAAAGAAUUACCCAUAAGAAAAAAGUACCCGUGUUUAACUCCAGUCAAGUUAUACAAAAGUCAUCCAGUGCAUUCAGGUCACUAAGUGUUGGAACUCUGAGAGAGUUGCCGGAAAUCUGCAAGCCAACUUUCCUUCUAGAACCUGAGAAGUAUUUUAAGGAAGAACCAGAGAAGGAGUCUCUCCCAGUUCCAGAACUUCCAUCGCUUUCUGAAACUUUGAAAGCUGUAUUUGAUGAGAAAAAUCUGUUUCCCAAAGAAAUUCUGAAAUGUGAACGAAGAGCCAAGCAAUUAUGUCAGGAAACAAGUAGUGAAAUGAAGACAAAAGGAAAUAAAAAGCAAUUAUAACUGAAGAGAAAUAGAUAUUUCAUUGUCACAUAAAGUGUGCAAAUUAAAAAGUUGAAAAGGAGCCAACAUCUUUACCCCUUUUCUUGACUUUAUAUUUGACCUUCAGCAACUUUUUUUUAGAAAAUAUUUUGAUGCAGCUUUUAUACACCAAUUUUCAC